Molecule: messenger RNA, 516 nt
Organism: [Torrubiella] hemipterigena
Lineage: Eukaryota; Fungi; Ascomycota; Sordariomycetes; Hypocreales; Clavicipitaceae
Source: the annotation of a GenBank genome assembly
AUGUCUGCCGUUCGCGCUCUCCGCCCCCUCGUCCGCCAGUCGGCUGCCUUUGCCCAGCGCCGCUUCAACUCCUCCUCCGCGCCCAUCCUCUACUCUGCCACAGCUGUCGCCCAGGGCGCCCGUGGCGGCACCAUUGAGGGCAGCGAGGGCCUCAAGGUCUCGCUCGCUAUGCCCAAGUCGCUCGGCGGACCAGGCGGCGCUAGCAAGACCAACCCCGAAGAGCUCUUUGCCGCCGGCUAUGGCGCCUGCUUCCAGAGCGCCAUGAACUUGGUCGCUGGCGGCAUGGGCAUCCGUAUGCCCCGCAAGACUGAGGACAGUAUCAUUGAAACAACUGUUCACCUUGUUGGUGACUUGAAGAAGGGCGAUCUUGGCAUUAAGGUCGACAUGGUUGUCAAGGUCAAGGGUGUCGAUAAGGCCGAUCUUGAGAAGCUCGUGGAGAAGACCAAGGACGUCUGCCCUUACAGCAGAGCCACCAAGGGCAAUGUUGUGACUGAUGUCAAGGUUAUCAGCCUGUAA